Messenger RNA from Tarenaya hassleriana, 580 nucleotides. RefSeq names its product phytosulfokines 2-like. Gene Ontology annotation, biological process: cell population proliferation. Gene Ontology annotation, cellular component: extracellular region. The transcript has 2 exons. Bases 222 to 473 code for a protein of 83 amino acids. NCBI's taxonomy places the organism in Eukaryota, Viridiplantae, Streptophyta, Magnoliopsida, Brassicales, Cleomaceae. Gene Ontology annotation, molecular function: growth factor activity. The record is from RefSeq and is a predicted model, not a curated record.
UAAAAAACAAUAAAACCGAAACCAAAAUAUGGCCACCAAUAAAUCGAGUUAUAUUUGUCCGACAAAAAACAAACAAAAAAACUAUAGUUUUGUUUGUUUUUCUAAAAAAAUAAAUAUAUUUGACCAACCUCGGCUAUAAAUACGCUCGAAGAAGCCGAAGGUCUUAUCAAUAUCUCCCCUCUCACCGUUUCAAGAAAAAUCCUCUUCGAAAAGCGCGUACAAUGGCCAAUCUCUCCGCCCUGCUCACGCUAGCUCUCCUCGUUUGCUCCGCGCUAAUGUGCGCCGCUCGCCCCGAGCCAGCCUUAACUGCCACCACUUCUCUGGUCAACAAGCUUCAGCUGGAGAAGACAGGAGCGAAUGCAGAUGACGUGGCAGAGGAAAGCUGCGGUGGAGAAGACGAAGAUUGUUUGAUCAGGAGGACUUUGGCUGCUCAUCUCGAUUAUAUCUACACCCAGAGGGAACAUCGUCAUUAGACUUUCUCUCCUACAUAUCUGUCUGUCACCCCUUCAGUUCAUAUAUACGUUUGUGUCCAAAACCCCAAGUGCCCGUAUAUAUAUACAUAAUGACUUGUUAAGUGUUU